Melopsittacus undulatus (budgerigar) is the source of this 4427-nucleotide messenger RNA. RefSeq names its product caldesmon. The transcript has 17 exons. NCBI's taxonomy places the organism in Eukaryota, Metazoa, Chordata, Aves, Psittaciformes, Psittaculidae. The coding region runs from base 407 to 2782 and encodes 791 amino acids. The record is from RefSeq and is a predicted model, not a curated record. Gene Ontology annotation, molecular function: myosin binding; actin binding; calmodulin binding. Gene Ontology annotation, biological process: muscle contraction; actin filament bundle assembly; angiogenesis. Gene Ontology annotation, cellular component: actin cytoskeleton.
AAUUGUAAACAUAAGGGAUAUGUAUUCACUUAGCAUUGACUUUUGGGAGGGGCCAAGGAAAAGCUGUAGUUUUAUUGAAUAGGGCUGUGUGUGAGGCUGCUGGUGUGCUUUUCUUGCUGUGCUCCUGCCCAAGCAGCCAGUUAUUCAUUUCCUUCCUACUAGUUGAAAACUUUUCAGCCAGAGUGCCUGUGAUAACUGUUUGGUUACUCAAAGAAUCCCUUGGGAGCUGAAGAAGCAGCAUCUUCCAGGCUCAGGGGCAAUAUAACUGGUGAGUGAUCACCUUUAUUUUCUGGAGUCAUCUCUGGAUUCUUCAGUAGCUGGUUUGUUACUGAAAAGCUUGGGAUAUUUCCUCUGAUUGCCUUCCUAUUUGGAUCAUCCUAGAGCUCUGAACACUUGAGCACCCACCAUGGAUGACUUUGAACGCCGCAGAGAACUCAGGAGGCAAAAGCGUGAGGAAAUGCGCCUUGAAGCAGAGAGGCUGUCCUACCAGAGAAAUGAUGAUGAUGAUGAAGAAGCCGCCAGGGAACGUCGCCGACGGGCUCGACAGGAGAGACUGCGGCAAAAGGAAGAGGGAGAUCUAUCCGGAGAUGUAACGGAGAAAUCGGAAGUUAAUGCCCAAAACAGUGUGGCAGAUGAGGAUACCAAGAGUACUACAACCACAAGGGGAGCAGAUGAUGAAGCUGCAUUGUUGGAGAGACUGGCAAGACGUGAGGAGAGACGUCAAAAGCGCCUUCAGGAAGCCCUGGAACGUCAAAAGGAAUUUGAUCCCACAAUCACAGAUGGGAGCUUGUCACUGUCCAGCAGGAGAGAAGUAAACAAUGUGGAAGAAAACGAGAUCACAGGAAAAGAGGAAAAAGCUGAAACACGCCGUGGACGCUAUGAGAUUGAGGAAACAGAAACAGUUACCACAUCACACCAAAGGAACAACUGGAGGGAAGAUGGGGAAGGCGAAGAAAAAAAAGAAGGAAAAGACAAGGAAGAGGUACAAGAGGAGAAACCAAAGGAGGCCCCUGUAGAGGAAAAUCAGGUAGAUGUGACAGCAGAAAAAUCCACAGACAAGGAAGAGGUAGCAGAAACAAAAAGUCUAGCUAUAAAUGCAGAGGAACACAAAGCAGAGAAUGAUACAAAUGCUGCACCAGAAGUGGAGCAGAGUAUAAGUGAUACUGUAGAUAAAGAGAAGCUUAGGGAUGAGGAAAAGGCUGAGGAAGAAAGGAAGAAAGCAGAAGAAAGGGAAAAACUUGAGGCAGAAGAAAGAGAGAGGUUAAAAGCAGAGGAGGAAAAGAAGGCAGCUGAGGAAAGGGCUAAGGCAGAAGAGGAGGAGAGGGCUAAAGCAGAAGAGGAGAAGAGGGCAGCUGAGGAGAGGGCUAAAGCAGAAGAGGAAAAGAGAGCAGCUGAGGAGAGGGCUAAAGCAGAAGAGGAAAAGAGGGCAGCUGAGGAGAGGGCUAAAGCAGAAGAGGAGAAGAGGGCAGCUGAGGAAAGAGAGAGGGCUAAGGCAGAAGAGGAAAAGAGGGCAGCUGAAGAAAAGGCUAGGCUAGAAGCAGAGAAAUUAAAUGAAAAACAAAAGUUGGAAGAAAAGAAAAUAGAAGAUAAACAGGUAAAAGAGAAGAAAGCACAAGAGGAAAAAGCUCAAGCAGCUUUGAUAAGAAAACAGGGGGAAGAAAAAGAGGUUAAAGUGGAAGAUAAAAAGGAAAAGUUGCCAGAUGAGAAGCUCCAACCUACCUCCAAAACAGAUCAGGUAAAAGAUGACCAGGAUAAAGGAAAAGCACCCAAAGAAGAAACGAAAAGCAUCUGGGAUCGUAAGAAGGGAGUUCCUGAACAAAAGGCACAGAAUGGAGAACGUGAACUCACUGCCCCAAAACUUAAAUCUACUGAGAAUGCUUUUGGACGUUCCAAUUUGAAAGGGACCCCAAAUGCCGAGGAAGCAAAGGGCUCUCAGGCUGAGGUUGCAAAGCGGCUAGAAGAUCAGCGCCGUCGCCGAGGCGAGAGCGAUGAGCUUGAGAAGCUGAAGGAGAAGCAGCAGGAGGCAGCAGCAGAGCUGGAUGAACUGAAGAAAAGGAGGGAGGAGCGCCGGAAAAUCCUGGAGGAAGAGGAGCAGAAAAAGAAGCAGGAGGAGGCCGAGAGGAAAGUCAGAGAGGAGGAGGAAAAGAAGAGGAUGAAGGAAGAAAUUGAAAGGAGAAGGGCUGAAGCUGCUGAGAAACGUCAAAAAAUGCCAGAAGAUGGUGUAUCUGAAGACAAGAAGCCAUUUAAAUGUUUCAGUCCUAAAGGUUCAUCUCUCAAGAUAGAGGAGCGAGCAGAGUUUUUGAACAAAUCCGCUCAGAAGAGUGGUAUGAAACCCACCCAUACAACUGCAGUUGUCUCAAAAAUCGACAGUAGGCUUGAGCAAUACACUAGUGCAAUUGAGGGCACAAAGGCUGCAAGACCAGCUAAGGCAGCAGCUUCUGACCUUCCAGUUCCAGCUGAGGGUGUCCGUAAUAUCAAGAGCAUGUGGGAGAAAGGGAAUGUUUUUUCAUCACCCUCUGGAACAGGAACACCAAAUAAGGAAACUGCUGGACUGAAGGUUGGUGUCUCCAGUCGUAUCAAUGAGUGGCUAACCAAGACCCCCGAGAGCAACAAAUCACCUGCUCCAAAACCUUCUGAUUUAAAGGCAGGAGAUGUGUCCGGCAAACGUAAUCUCUGGGAGAAGCAGUCAGUUGAAAAGCCAGCUCCUUCUUCUAAGGUAUCGGCUAUGGGGAAAAAAUCAGAGACUAAUGCAGGUUUGAGACAAUUUGAGAAAGAACCGUAGAAGGCCACUAAAGAUGCUGGACCAAUCAGCUGGGGAAAAAAAAAAAGAAAAAGUGCUAAAUUGUUCUUUUUAUAUUUAUGUUUAUUUACCAAAAUGUCUUUUUGCAUUAUCCCAGUUAAAACCAUGUAUAUUAGCACUGUAUUUAAUAAUCAGUCUAGACAUUCAUCAUAAUAGUACUGCCUUUGCACAAGAGCCUUUAUUCCUAAAGAUCUUUAUUCCUAAAGAAACCCAUGCUGUGAAAUAUAUAGACUCUCCUACUGAUAGUCAUAACUAUGUAUCUGAACAGUGAUUUCAACUGGCAAAAGAAGUCAGCCCAAAAUGUGUGUGAAGUUGCUUAAGAAAGGUGUGCAGUAAACCUAUAAAAACAACGGUUACUUUUGUAAUACAGAAGUCUUUUCUUUCUGCACUUUAGACUAAGGCAUGGAAGAAGUAUCUUUAGUUGACAAUGUAAUAUUUUCUGUAAGUUGCCCAUGUCAUGAGAAAUACUGCAUCAAUAACAUGUUUUAAUUUUUUUGUUUUAUACUUUUUUUAAGCAUCAAUUUUUCCAUUCUAGUUUAAGUUAAUACUUAAAUUUGGAUGAUUAUGUUAGCUGACAGCGGUACUGAUAUUUCCUUUUGUUGUUAGUGACUAGUAAUUGAAUGCAAUUUAGAGUAUAUACACACAUAGCUUUAAGAAAUUUAGCCUAAAGGCACUACUAAUGGUAGAAUGCUUUAAUACGUGCUAGAGUAUUAUAUUUAGUAAUAAACAUACAUAAUUAGCCAAUAUCACAGCUUAAAAAAAAUAAAGACAGAAUCACACAUUUUUCUAUAGUAAGAUUUCAUAAUUGCCAUUAGAGGUAUGGUGAGAUAAGUAUUAAAAAUUUUUAAAUGUCAGUUGCCCAGUAAUGGGUAAUUAAAAAGAAAGUAUAGUUUUUAAAAGGAAAAGGGAAGGGUAUAGAGGGUCAAAAAUAGGUCACUUGUAUAAAACGUUGUAGUUUAAUUUAUAUAAAGCUACCAUAAUGAAAGAAAAAACCCUAACUGCAGUUGGAGCUUGUUUCAAAUGACUGUACACUAGAUCUUGCCAUCCAUCAGUGUCGUACACUAAGUCCACUUACAAUGAAGUAAACCUCUAUAGUGCUUCUUUUUAACUCUCUCUCCCAAAUAUCUUAUUUACAGAUGUUUUCAUUUGUAUAUAGUAAACACACAGCUAUAAGACAUCAGCUUGUUUUGAAUUUACAUGCCAUGCAGUUCAGCAUUUACAUCCUACAGUGUAUGGGUGGCAUAAACUGAGCAACUGAAGUAGCCCCUGAUCAUCUUGUUAACAGCUAUGUUGUGCACCAGAACUACCAGGAUCUCCCUUUUCACCACUUCUAUCUCUUACAGCAUCUGACUCCUUCCUAAAGAAGAAUAAUGUUUUAUUUCAACCCAGAGACGAGAUCCCCUGCUUGUCUGAAACAUCCUGUUUACAUAUAGAGAUGCACGUAGUUAUCUGUAGGGGGUGAAACUGUGCCUGACAUUGUCUGUGAGUUGUCAUGUUUUUUGUUUAGGGGUUUUGUAAACACUCUUCUGAGUCUUUCAAAUACAUCCAAUAGCUGCAAUAAAAAUGAUUUGUUCAAACAAUGUAUUCUGAAACUGCAUCCACAAUAAAUGGAAUAUUUCCAUCAGCA